Postia placenta MAD-698-R-SB12 is the source of this 640-nucleotide messenger RNA. RefSeq lists its product as hypothetical. The annotation marks the transcript as partial. The record is from RefSeq and is a predicted model, not a curated record. The transcript has a single exon. NCBI's taxonomy places the organism in Eukaryota, Fungi, Basidiomycota, Agaricomycetes, Polyporales, Adustoporiaceae.
CGUUGUUACGGAGGGAAUGGCACCCAUAAUAUCAUGACUUGUCCACGCGUGACUGUCAUCACCUCCGCCACCCUCCUCUGGAUGCAGAAUUGUUCUCGCCCGCGAACACAAGCAUCCAUUCGUAUUGACGGGCUGCAAUCACUCAAGAUGGAUACUGUGAAGGGCAUGAUAUCAUUUAUGGUGCGUCCCCUAAUGUACAGCUUUCAUUUGGUCCGUUCUCUGCGCUCAAUCAUCACGCAAGCUAUGAUUAACCACCUGUAGCCUCAUGUUCUCCCUUACCCGACGUCUCAGCCUAAUAGCUUACUACUAGUGAGUCCCUAGCUUCAAAAGUCAUCGGGCAUCUACUUAGCAGUUGUCCGUGCGUUACUGUCGAUGCCCUGCGCGCGCACUAUCGGACGGCAUAAACGGCAUUCAAUGUGACGGACCCCAACUCUCAAAGCAAAUUUAAUGCACUUUCAGACUUCCAUCACAUGUCAAGUCCUCCUAUAGAGACAGUCGUCUGCGUUUGGCUCACUGUUGGUUUGUCUUAUACUGGAGCCACGCUUUUUUCGUAAUCAAGCUGUUCUAUGCAUUGUAUUUUGUACGUAUGACGUGCCGGUAUGUCUCGAUCAAAUGCCUCUCAAGGUGAUUUGGGGCUUGA